UUUCUUCAAUCCGAGUGAUGCGAAAAGGCAUUUGCUAUGCGAUGCUAGGGGGGAAGGCUUCCACGAGUCCGGAAUCUCGUUGUCUAUGCAGUCAUUUGACCCGGGGUGGUGAGGAGAAGCCUGAGUCGAGAGAAGUUAGAUAGGCAUGAGCGCACAAUUAUUUUAUUUUUUAAUACAUUUACCCUCUGGUCUUUCGGACAGUAAAAUCAUAGUAAAGGAAUAUUUGAGCCCAUUUGACUUUUUCUUAGUGAGUAAAUGGAUUGGAAAAACGACGAACGGAUCUUCUAUCGAUUCUAAAAUCUAUUAGAACUGGAGUAGGGGAGAUUUGUGACAAAAGUACAACUAGAUGUAAUCAUAUUUUAUUGUAGCCGAUGUAGGCCUAUGCUAAAUGUUUUCCUCUUUCUACGUAGCUACUGACAUUUUUAGUUCUAUGAUCUGGGAUUGGGGCACGCUUUUCUCAGGAGCGAUUUUUCUUUUGAUGCCUUGCGGAUUUUCUUUUAUUUUGGGCAAGUAGGGUAAACGUGGGUAAAGGCAAAUAUCUUCUAAACGUUUCCUUUCAAUGUUGGAGCGUCUUUACGGGCUAAAGUUAACGACGUUGGAUAUAAAAGCUUUUGUAAAGUUCUAACAUCAAAUCUCGCACUCUGAGUACGACAUUUUUCUACGCUGGCUGUUUCGUCGACCCUCAAGAAGGUUGGCACAGUGAAUGGCUCAGUGCUGAUUCCCCAGAGGUCCCGAUGGCAUUCCGUUCACAGAGCAAUCAACAGCUGUAGCGGCCCUCACAGGAUGUUGGCGGUGCGGAGUACGCUGGUGGUUCUGGCCUUGCUUCCCCACAUUUUACCAUCCCAGGCCCGGCCUGCCAUCCCCGAUGAAGUCAACCCUGUGCCAUCUGUGGAAAUCCAAGCAGAGCGCUACACCCUUUACCCUGGGGACCGACUAGAGCUGAGCUGUAAAACCGAGUCAGUCAAUUGGACCAAGAACCAUGCAGUGGUGGUGGACGGGGAGCACACACGCUUACGAGACGGUCAGCUGGAGAUUGAGGGGGUGGAGCCGGCUGACUCGGGCCUGUACACCUGCGUCACCUUUGGCAACCACAGCUCUUACUUCUCUGUCAAUGUCACAGUUGAUAUCUUGGCAUCCUCUGAAGAUGAAGACGAGGAGGAUGAGUCUUCCUCAGAGGAGGCAAAGAUGUCUAGCAGUCAAAAGCUUUUACCAAUGGCCCCUCAGUGGGCUCAGCCCGAGAAGAUGGAGAAAAAGCUGCAUGCUGUCCCAGCCAGUAAGACGGUCAAGUUCCGCUGCCAGGCCAGUGGAAACCCCACCCCAACACUCAAGUGGUUCAAGAACAGCAAGGAAUUCAAGAGGGAUCAGCGCAUCGGGGGCUUCAAGGUUCGAGAACACAUGUGGACCAUCAUCAUGGAGUCUGUGGUGCCAUCUGACAAGGGGAACUACACCUGUGUAGUGGAAAACAAACAUGGAAGCAUCAACCACACUUACCAGCUGGAUGUUGUUGAGCGUUCCCCACACAGACCCAUCCUGCAGGCCGGACUACCAGCCAAUCUCACUGCGGUGGUGGGCAGUGAUGUAGCGUUUGAGUGUAAGGUGUUCAGCGACCCCCAGCCUCACAUCCAGUGGCUGAAGCACAUCGAGGUCAAUGGGAGUCGCGUAGGCCCUGAUGGCUUACCCUACGUCCGUGUCCUCAAGACUGCUGGCCUUAACACCACGGACAAGGAAAUGGAAAUCCUCCAACUGAGGAAUGUGUCUUUUGAUGAUGCUGGGGAGUAUACCUGCUUGGCGGGCAAUUCUAUCGGGUUCUCUCAUCACUCUGCAUGGUUGAUCGUUUUUAAAGCAGUCCCACGCUCCCCACCACCCAACCAAACCUACCUGGAAGUGCUGAUCUACUGCGUGGGCUUCUUCCUCAUUGCUGUCAUGGUGGCCGUGGCCAUCAUCAUCAAGAUGCGCACCUCGUCCAAGAAAAGUGACUUCAACAGUCAGCUGGCUGUCCACAAGCUGGCUAAAAGCAUCCCCCUGCGCAGACAGGUAACAGUGUCAGUGGACUCUAGCUCCUCCCUCCACUCCGGGGUGAUGUUGGUGCGCCCCUCCCGCCUCUCGUCCAGCGGCUCUCCUAUGCUGUCUGGGGUGUCUGAGUACGAGCUGCCCCAGGACCCGCGCUGGGAGCUGCCCAGAGACAGACUGGUGCUUGGGAAGCCCCUGGGAGAAGGCUGCUUUGGCCAGGUGGUGAUGGGAGAGGCUUUAGGGAUGGACAAAGAGAAGCCGAACAGGAUCACCAAAGUGGCCGUCAAGAUGCUCAAAUCUGAUGCUACAGAGAAAGACCUGUCAGAUCUGAUCUCCGAGAUGGAGAUGAUGAAGAUCAUUGGGAAGCACAAGAACAUCAUUAACCUGCUGGGAGCCUGUACCCAGGAUGGCCCUCUCUAUGUUAUUGUGGAGUAUGCCUCCAAGGGAAACCUCCGGGAGUACCUGAGAGCUCGGCGUCCACCAGGCAUGGAGUACUGCUACAACCCUGACCAGGUGCCCAUAGAGAACAUGUCUAUCAAAGACCUGGUGUCCUGUGCCUACCAAGUGGCCCGCGGCAUGGAGUACCUGUCCUCUAAGAAGGUAACAUCAGGAUCCGACUCUACCUACAUCAGCACAUGUAUCCACCGAGACCUUGCUGCCCGCAACGUGCUGGUGACAGAGGAUAACGUGAUGAAGAUCGCAGAUUUUGGCCUGGCCAGAGAUAUCCACCAUAUUGAUUACUAUAAGAAGACCACCAAUGGUCGUUUACCAGUCAAGUGGAUGGCCCCAGAAGCUCUAUUUGACCGGAUAUACACGCACCAAAGUGAUGUAUGGUCUUUCGGGGUGCUGCUGUGGGAGAUCUUCACCCUGGGGGGCUCGCCGUACCCGGGGGUCCCUGUAGAAGAGCUGUUCAAGCUGCUGAAGGAGGGCCACCGUAUGGACAAGCCCUCCACCUGCACUCACGAACUAUACAUGAUGAUGAGGGACUGCUGGCAUGCCGUUCCCUCUCACCGGCCCACGUUCAAACAGCUGGUGGAAGACCUGGACCGCACCCUGGCCAUGACAUCCAACCAGGAGUACUUGGAGCUGUCUGUGCCUCUGGACCAGUAUUCCCCCAGCUACCCUGACACUCGCAGCUCCACCUGUUCCUCUGGCGAGGACUCUGUCUUCUCCCACGAUGCUGGGGCUGAGGAGCCCUGCCUGCCAAAGUUCCCUCCCCAUUCCAACGGGGUGGCCCUCAAGAAGCGCUGAUACCUCACUCCCCUCAAACACCCUGACAUUCCUCUUACUGUCGUUCCUUCUCUGCACCGCUGGCCUGGUAUGAACUCUCCCAACCCUCCCAGAGACUAGGCAAAACACUGGUGGAGAGUGGAACAAGCUUAAUUCUGAAACUUUUAAAUGUACCGGUUGGGCAUCAAGGACUCAAGGCUGCAGCAGUUUCUUGGCUCGUGAUUGAGGUGGAUAUGUUUUCAGAGCACUUUGUAUUGCUGGGAUUGUCUUUCUUUUUGUGUCAAACGGUGCAGGAGAAGGAAAGACUAAUUUCUCCACUUUGGGCAUUCCAUGGAACAAGAAUAACAGACCGUACUAAACUGAAAGAAUUAUGAAUUGGAUGGAUCUGAGUUAGGAUUAUGUCUGUUGUAUUUUUCCAAUGUUCAUCAAUAAUAAAUGAUUUUUUUUUUGCUUUUAAGACCAAAUCCAGAGAAUAUAUUAACAAGGGACAUUCAUACAGUGCCUUCAGAAAGUUUUCACACCUCUUGACCUUUUCAAAAUGUUGUUGUUACAAAGUGGGAUUAAAAUGGAUUGAAUUAUCAUGUUUUGUCAACAAUCUAUACAAAAUAUUUAUAUCUAAGUGGAAGAAAAAAUUUAUGGAAAAAUAAAACACUCAUACCUUGAUUUAGAUAAGUAUUUAUAUUCCUGAGUCAAUACAUGUUAUAAUCACCCUUGGCAGCGAUUCCAACUGUUAGUCUUUCCUGGAUUGUAAAAUAUCUGCCCAUUAUUUUUUUUUAAGUUCUUCAAACUCUGAAGUUCUUUGUGACCAUUCCUAGACAGCCAUUUUCAAGUCUUGUCAUAGAUUUUCAAGCCAAUUUAAGUCAAAACUGUAACUAGGCCACUUGGGAACAUUCCAUGUCAUCUUGGUAAGCAACUCCAGUGUAUUUUUGGCCUUGUGUUUUAUAUUAUUGUCCUGCUGAAAGGUGAAUUUGUCUCCCAGUGUCUGUUGGAAAGCAGACUGAACCAGAUUUGCCUCUAGGAUUUUGCCUGUGCUUAGCUCUAUCUGUUUAUUUUUAUCCCCCCCAAAAAACUCUAGUCCUUGCCGAUGACAAGCAUACCCAUAACAUGAUGCAGCCACCACCGUGCUUGAAAAUAUGAAGAGUGGUACUCCAUGAUGUGUUGGAUUUGUAUAACAUAACACUUUGUAUUCAGGACAUAAAGUUAAAUUCUUUGACAAUUUUUUUGCGGUUUUACGGAAUAUUUUUUUUACAUUUAUUUAACUAGGCAAGUCAGUUAAGAACAUUCUUAUUUACAACGACGGCCUAGGAACAGUGGGUUUACUGCCUUGUUCAGGGGCAGAACAACAGAUUUUUACCUUUUAUCAGCUCCGGGAUUUGAUCUAACAACCUUUCGGUUACUGGCCCAACGCUCUAACCACUAGGCUACCUGCCGCCCCAGGUACAGGCUUCCUUCUUUUCACUCUGUCAUUUAGGUUAGUAUUGUGGAGUAACUGCAAUGUUAUUGAUCCUCAGUUUCUCCUAUCACAGCCAUUAAACUCUUAACUGUUUUAAAGUCUCUUUUGGCCUCAUGGUGAAAUCCCUGAGCGGUUUCCUUCCUCUCCGGCAACUGAGUAAGGAAGGACGUCUGUAUCUUUGUAGUGACUGUGUGUAUUGAUACACCAUCCAAAGUGUAAUUAAUAAGUUCACCAUGCUCAAAGGGAUAUUCAAUGUCUGCUUUUUUAUUUUUAGCCAUCUACCAAUAGUUGCCCUUUGUAAGGCAUUGGAAAACCUCCCUGGUCUUUGUGGUUGAAUCUGUGUUUGAAAUUCACUGCUUGACUAAAGGACCUUACAGAUUAUUGUAUGUGGGGUACAGAGAUGAGGUAGACAUUUUUAAAAAUCAUGUUAAACACUUGCAACUUAUUAACAUUGCAACUUAUUAUAUGACUUAUUAAGCAAAUUUUUACUCCUAGACUGUAGGCUUGCCAUAACAGGGGUUGAAUACUUAUUGAUUCAAAACAUGUCAGCUUUUAAUUUUUUUCUUUGUAAUUUCAAAAAACUUAAUUAAACUUUGACAUUGUGGGGUAUUGUGUUUAGGCCAGUGACACAAAAUCUAAAUUUAAUCUAUUUUAAAUUCAGACUGUAACACAACUAAAUGUGGAAAAAGUCAAGGGGUGUGAAUACUUUCUGAAGGCACUAUACCUUGUAUAUGUGCAGUGGUCAGUUAUUUCAUUCAUAUUACAAUCUCCUUGUAAAUACAGUUAAAUUUAUAAAUAUGAAUAUAUAUUUACACAGCACUCUUUAUUUUUAUUACCAUAUUUUUUAUUUUCUUUUUGUACAAGGAAGCUUAUGUUUGAUCCAUGUUUGAGUAUAGUCCAUAAGGGGAGUUGCUAGAUGAAAAUAACUAUAAAUUGUAUUAAAUAUUACUUGGCCAGUUUUUGCUGUUUCUAAAUUUGUCAGCUUUGCUUUUUUUAUACCAUUAAUCAAUUGGCUGCUUAACCACUAGUGGAAACAUGUAUUUUCUAUCAAUCUUUUCAGGUCCAAAUGUUUUUUUCAUGACAACCUGCAAUACAGCGUUAUUCUUAGCUCAAUGUCUGCAGUUGGUGUCGAUCAGAGACACCAGCAAUGUUCCUUUUAGUAAAAUCCAUGCUGUAGUUGUGCGUGCAUACAUAUGUUUAAUGUCUGAAGUGUAUGCUUGUGUACUUGUACGUUGUGGGAGUGUGCUUGUGAGGGUUUAGUCUUUUAUGUACCUCUUCUCAUUCAUGAUCUGUCAUUUAUUUUAAGUAUGAUCACAACUGUAAAGAUUUCUAGUUGUUAACCAUGCUUAUUAAAAAGAACCAGAAUUCUAUGCUUUAGAUAACACCAUGCACUUUCAUUGUGCAUGCCUGCCAUGUAAUGAACUUAUCCUCUUCAUGUUUUAACAGGAGGUCCAUUUGUUUUCAGGGAUCUUCUGUUAAAGGGUUGCAGAGCACUUAUGUCAUCGUAAAAGAAUUACAUUAAAUAAAAUGCUAUCGAAAAAACAAAUCAAUAAAGCUUUCAGAGUUUGAAAGGACUUAAUAAA
Messenger RNA from Salvelinus fontinalis (brook trout), 6276 nucleotides. It is a transcript of the gene fgfr1a, whose product is annotated as fibroblast growth factor receptor 1a. Gene Ontology annotation, biological process: fibroblast growth factor receptor signaling pathway; positive regulation of cell population proliferation; protein phosphorylation. Gene Ontology annotation, cellular component: signaling receptor complex; membrane. The record is from RefSeq and is a predicted model, not a curated record. Gene Ontology annotation, molecular function: fibroblast growth factor receptor activity; fibroblast growth factor binding; ATP binding. NCBI's taxonomy places the organism in Eukaryota, Metazoa, Chordata, Actinopteri, Salmoniformes, Salmonidae. Bases 784 to 3261 code for a protein of 825 amino acids. The transcript has 18 exons.